This is a messenger RNA of Populus nigra (black poplar), 630 nucleotides long. RefSeq names its product E3 ubiquitin-protein ligase RDUF1-like. The record is from RefSeq and is a predicted model, not a curated record. The transcript has a single exon. NCBI's taxonomy places the organism in Eukaryota, Viridiplantae, Streptophyta, Magnoliopsida, Malpighiales, Salicaceae. Bases 1 to 630 code for a protein of 209 amino acids.
AUGCCCUUUAUAAGUAGCCACGAAAACAACAAUGGAUGGGAUCAAGAUAAUUCAAGAUUGAUCCCUUUUGAUGAAUCAGCACGCAUACUCUUGGAAUUCGAAGUGUCCACGUCUGUGUUGGAUGAUUUGAGUGAAGAUGACUAUUCUGAUUUUGAAGAUGAUAGUACUGAUGGUCAGGAAGAUAUGGGUUUUGAGGAUAACAUGUCUUAUGUUUCUUCAGAAUCAUACACUAGUCAUGUUCUUGAUGCUAAUGAUCUUUCAAUGCAGCUGCGGACAGAACUUGCCCUGGGUGAAGUUUCGCCCCUUCCUCCGCCGUAUACUUUCACUCUUUAUUCUGCUGGUUUUUAUCUUGAAGAUCCAUCUUUGAGGUUAGCGGAAACCUUGAGUGAUAAUGUGGGUCCAAAGGCGCAGUCCGCGAGUAAAGAAUCGAUUGAAAACUUGGAGGAGGUGAAGAUUGAUAGGGAAUCAUCAAAUUUGGAGUGUCCCGUUUGCUUAGAAACGAUCUCAACGGGGUCCGAAGCUAAACGCAUGCCAUGCUUUCAUAUCUACCAUGGGAAGUGCAUUGUUGAGUGGUUAAUGAAUAGCAAUACAUGCCCUGUUUGUCGCUACCAGAUGCCUACAGAGUCUUGA